Molecule: messenger RNA, 306 nt
Organism: Porites lobata
Lineage: Eukaryota; Metazoa; Cnidaria; Anthozoa; Scleractinia; Poritidae
Source: the annotation of a GenBank genome assembly
CUUGAAAAGAGUGUUGAGUUCCGUGAGGUGGACAUAAGUGAUAUGCCAAAGGAUCUUAAAAAAGUCCAGCAUGAAGCCGAAGAGCUUAAAAUGCAACUCCUAUACCAGGAACAUUACAGUAGAAGGGAGAAUCUUAUGUUUCCUGGAAUCCAGGAAAAUGAUGCGCCGAUCGACACCGAAAGAGAGACGGAGAAUAAUAACGUGGAGAAUACAAAAGAGGUGAUUUAUAAUUUUCUGCAGAAAGAGCUUGGCUUCGAGAAUGCCCCCAGUAGAUUCGAAUUUCAGCGGAUUCAUCGAGUGGGGAAA